AUGGAAGCUAAAACAACUGAAUGGCGACCGGGGCCAACUGUGUGCAGAUGUUGCCUUGCCGAAGGAUGUUAUAAGGACAUUUCAACGGAAUAUUUCUGGAUGGGAAAGCGGGAAGUUUACGCGGAAAUGCUUUUAGAAACUUUCGAUUUGAAUAUUUCCUACUCACAAUCCGGUGGGCCGAACAGCAAUAGUCGUUUGAUCUGCGAGCCUUGCAUAUCUCGGUUAAGAGAUGCUGCGGACUUCAAGCGUCAAGUCACCGAGUGUGAACGGAGCUUCACACAGUACUUGGACCCAGUGGCUACGGAUAUUGAUGUGGACUUGGGACUGGAGAAGGAAGUUAAGAUUGAGCGUGUCAAGGAUGAAAAGUUGAUGAGUGAUGAUGAGUUUGUUGCCCCGGAGUUUGUUGAUGAUGAUGAUGACGAUGAUGAUCUCGAUGACCAACCUUUAACUAAAUUAGCAAGCAAAAUACCCAAAAAGGAAUCCGUUGAUGUACUAGACUUGUUGGAUAAUGCCAAAGUUACUGAAAAGAGGAAAUCAUCGAGCAAAUCAAAAUCAUCACCGGCCAAAAAGUCUAAAUUGAAAAAGGAAGUCGCUAGUUCAAGCAAAGUGAAACCCGAACCGAGGAAGAAGAAAGAGGAAUGGUCUGAUCCCGCGAGAGGCAACGCCGGUACCAUAAUAAAAUGUACAACCGCUUACCCCUUCAGAGUGAAUGAUAAGUGCAUUGUGUGCGUUUACUGCCAGGAACUGUACGAUGAUCCGGAACUGUUCAGACGGCAUAUGGAUGAUGAGCAUCCGACGUUCAACGUUAAAGUAGCCUUCCAUAAUAUACCGAAGUUAGAGUUCAUUAAGGCUGACCUCACGGAGUUGAGGUGUAGGCUCUGUGAUGGUCGCUUCGACAGUUUAGAAGUUAUAGCGGAACAUCUGAAAAGUACUCACAACGAGGCCAUAGAUCUGAACGCCAGGUUGGGUGUGAUGCCUUACGUUCUGAGGAAGGAUUUCUUUAAUUGCGUCGUCUGCGGCAAGAACUGCCCAUCACUAUUCCAUCUAAACAGGCACACGAUAACGCAUUUCUUGAGUUACGUCUGUCAUUUUUGUGGUAAAAGCUACGUUGCGACGACGGGUCUGCUUCGUCACGUGCGCUCGAAGCAUCAAGAGUAUAAGGUAUCGUGCAGGCGAUGCGGUAAGGUCUUCCCUAAUAUGGAGGCCAAGGAGAGGCAUAGAAGGACGGAAAAGUCUUGCAUGGCCUACUGCUGUUCCAAAUGCCCGGAGAGAUUCCACGAUUGGAAGCUUCGUAAACGUCAUAUGGAGACCGAGCACGGUCAGAGCAAACGUAUAGAUCGCUGUGCCGACUGCAAUAUAACAUUCAGCAAGGGUAGCGCCUACUACCAACAUUUCAAACUGAAACAUUCAAAAGAUUGCGUAGUCUGCAAACAUUGCGGCAUGAAAUUCAUUUGUCGUUCACGUUACAAGAGACAUUUAUCCACUCACGUGAGCUACACGGCCUAG
Molecule: messenger RNA, 1506 nt
Organism: Danaus chrysippus (African queen)
Lineage: Eukaryota; Metazoa; Arthropoda; Insecta; Lepidoptera; Nymphalidae
Source: the annotation of a GenBank genome assembly